CGACCUCCGCGCGUCUUACUGUCUUUCCCGCCAUGUCGUUCGUGGAGAGUGGGAGUCGCUCCGCUCUUCUGCGCCGCCCGCUCGGCACCCCUGUUCCUUUCUCUCGACCACGGUUUUCCGUCUUCACUCAAGGGGACAGUUGGGGUGAAGGGGAAGUCGACGAGGAGGAGGAAUGCGACCAGGUAGCCCGCAACCUGCGAGCAGAGUUCUCGGCCGGGGCGUCGUCGGAGCCUAAAAAGGAUCUGCUACUCCCGCCGGAGGGGGACGGGUCCCCAGUCCUGCCGGAUAAGCGCAAUGGCAUAUUCUCCGCGGAUGCGCGCAACCGAUCCCAGGCUCGGCGGUGGCCGGUCCAAAUCCUCUCAAUUCUCUGUUCGCUGUUGUUCGCCAUCCUCCUCGCCUUCCUCCUCGCCAUCGCCUAUCUGAUCGUAAAAGAGUUACAUGCUGAGAAUUUGAAGAAUGAAGAUGAUAUAGACACUGGACUAUUAGGAUUCUGGACUCUACUUAUAAUAUCCCUAAUUGCCGGAUUCUCCUGCUGCAGCUUUUCUUGGACAGUGACUUACUUUGAUUCUUUUGAACCAGGAAUGUUUCCUCCUACUCCCCUUUCACCUGCCAGAUUCAAGAAACUUACUGGACAUUCUUUCCACAUGGGCUAUAGCAUGGCAAUUUUGAAUGGCAUUGUAGCUGCUCUUACUGUUGCAUGGUGCCUCAUGUAAACCCAACAUUGAAGCAAUAUUCUUGGCAAAACUUAGUCAUGAUGGCUUUGUAAUAACAGGGAAGAACAUCAUUACCUACUGAGAAGACCAAGAAACCUACUAUUCAUUAUAUGAUUCAGAUACCUAUCUUAUCAUCAUUAUGGAGGACCUUCUUAAGCAUCGUUCUAGAACGUAGGCAUUGGGUAUGAGAAUUAAGUUUCAUGUAAUUUCUUAAAAUUGUAAAAUGUUUACCUCAUCUUUUUUCUUUUGUGUGUUAUUUUUCUAAGUUGUAGAAAACAUUUUAAUGGAAAUCAAACUGGAAAACUUGAAUAUAGGUCAAUACCCACCUUUCCAUAUAUGUACUACAUUUUUGCUAAGAAAAACUGAUAUUACUGUUAACUGAGCUAGAACUAUUUCUUAAUUAUUAUUAUAUCAGUAAGGCAAAGAAUGCCCAUUACAUUUUAUAGAAGCUACUUUUAAAUCAGGAUAUUUAGUUUUUGAUAUUCAUAUAAUCAAUACAAGGUGCAUUUAUAUUUUUAAUGGAGCAUAGCUCCUUAUAUGUUUUUUUUUACAUGUUUUCCUACUUCAUAUUGAAUUUGUAUGUUUUAAAAAUUGUUGCAUCUAGGCAAAUGUAAAUGUUAUUCCUUAGCUGGUGCAAAGUAAUAACUGCCAUUUUUAAUAAGUAUUUUGUCUUUUAAAACAAGCAACAAAAGCACAUUGACCUUACUUUAAAAUUAAAUAAACUUAUUUUUAACAAAAAAUGACUAAAAAGGGGUAACUUAUUUAAGCUGUUAAAAUAAUGAGAAAUUUGAAGCUGUUCGUUAUUUGUUUCUACAAUUUCAAAUAUUUAUCCUGGUGUAUAUGUUGUUACUUCAACAGAACUGUUAUUUUGUUUUUAAUAAUUACAAACCUGACAUUUUUAUAUUUAGAAAUGCUUGAACUAGUUUAUUCUUAAAUCUCAAAAAUUUAGUUACCAAAAUAGAAAAGGUAUUUUGAUACAAUGUAUAUAUGUAUAAUUUUUUUAUAUAUAGUUUCAUAAUUUUCCUAUUUAAAUGUUCUAUAAUUGCAAUGUUAGUUUUGUUUUUAUAGUAAUUAAACCUUAAUUUUUCUCACUUCCUUUCUAAAUACCUGUUUAGAAAGUCACUUCAAUUUUAAAAAGAUGAACUGUUUAAAAUGCUGUUUUUUCCUAGUUGUAGAAAAACUUACAUUUUGGAAAGCACUGUAGAGUGAAACUGCUUAUUCAGGCUAAAUGGGAAAUGAAUAUGCAGUGUGUGUUUAUGUUAUCUGCUGAGUGUUGUUACUGAAUAAAUGAUUUAAUGAUGUU
Pteropus alecto (black flying fox) is the source of this 2016-nucleotide messenger RNA. It is a transcript of the gene ARL6IP6, whose product is annotated as ADP ribosylation factor like GTPase 6 interacting protein 6. The coding region runs from base 33 to 713 and encodes 226 amino acids. NCBI's taxonomy places the organism in Eukaryota, Metazoa, Chordata, Mammalia, Chiroptera, Pteropodidae. The transcript has 4 exons. The record is from RefSeq and is a predicted model, not a curated record.